AUAUAUUGAGUUGUAAAACUGUUGUUAUUGAAACCUUCUAACCCUAAAAUGACCAGAAAUCCCCUAUAAUACAAAAGUGGGAACAUGCAUGGAUUAUUACAAACUGUUGCGUUUAAAGCGGACAACUGAUUAUUUUUUUUUUACAAAUAUAUCAUAAAACGCAGUACUAUCUUACUAGAAUGUGAGUGAACACACCCACCGCCAUUCCACCGGUUUGGUUCUGCGUUACCUCACCAUGGGGUAUACAUUGCUCAUUAUCAGGGAAUGCUAUUGAUAACAUUACGGUGUAGAUAUGAUUAUUUGUAGCAUGGUAUACACGAUCAUGUGAUGGCAGUGAGUUGGUCCAGAGGACCAGAACCCAGCGCCAAGACCUGUAAAACAAAAACGUAAUUGUUCCAAUAAAUGGUUAAACUAAUGUGGCAUUUUCCGGAUUAAUUAAGUUAAUGUUAAAACAUUUUAUGAUGUCAUCGGGUUGCAAGGAACCAGGCGCAGGCGGAAUGCGGUCGGUUUUGGCUUUUAAUUAAACGAAUACCACGCACGACCAAACAACAAAGAAAAGGGCUGACUUAAGCAGCAAACCGACUGUACUCAACGGUUCUAAAGAAACUUACAUUCGUCAACGACAUCAAAUACAACAACGACCCACAAACGCGGCUUCCGCCCCAGGACUUGUCCCAAGGACUGCUCGUCGGCGGCAGUGAUAGUCGGGGUCACCCGGGGUCGUGAAGGGUCAGAGGCUGGAUGUAUGAGAAGGAUUCAUGGGCCUGAAGAACCAUCUGGAGGAUGGAACGGGACACAUCCUUAACCUGGGGCUGGAUCUGGACUACCUCCACGUGGAAGGGACCGACCGCCAGGCCAGCCUGACGGCCACAGACAGAACCCGCGCGGAAGCCUUGCACAGGGGGGAAGCGGAGGCGGGUGGCACCCGGAGCAGCAUUAGCAGUAGCUGCAGUAGUAGUAUUUGCAGUAACUCCUCUGAAGAAAGUGCCGCGUCAGACAGCGAGGAUGAGCGUGGGGUUCGGCGUGAAUCUGGUCCUGACAUCCAUGCCUUACACCCUAAUCCGUGUCACCCUACUGGGCCGGGCCCUGCACAGAGCCCCCCCACUAGGGCCCCAAAACCCCUGACAGACCCUAUCAGAGAGUACCGCUACAAAAUGGAGUUUGCCCUAAAGCUGGGCUACUCUGAGGAGCUGGUUUUGCUGGUGUUGAGGAAGCUUGGGCCUGAAGCCCUCAUCAACGACGUACUGGGUGAACUGGUCAAACUGGGUGCCAAGUCAGAGACAGAGAAUGCUGGGGGUUCUGCCGCCUACCAUUCGCUCUCCUCAAUAUCCUCAUCCUCAGCUCGCUCAUCCUCUUCCUCCUCUCUGGAUUCCUGCAGGCUGGACUUCUCCGCUCAGAUCCUAUUGGAUGACAAAGAGAACCUGAGGCCUGUAGUGGUGGAUGGGAGUAAUGUUGCCAUGAGUCACGGAAAUAAGGAAGUGUUCUCCUGUCACGGCAUCCAACUAGCUGUUGAUUGGUUCCUGGAGCGUGGCCACAGUGAUGUUACUGUGUUUGUGCCCGCCUGGAGAAAGGAACAGUCCCGACCAGACGCCCUCAUCACAGACCAGGACAUAUUACGGCGCCUGGAGAAAGACAAAAUCCUGGUGUUCACUCCCUCUCGUCGGGUUCAGGGCCGCAGAGUGGUCUGUUACGAUGACCGCUUCAUAGUCAAACUGGCCUAUGAGUCAGACGGCAUCAUCGUAUCUAAUGACAACUAUCGUGACCUGGCCAACGAGAAGCCGGAGUGGAAGAAGUUCAUUGAUGAGCGGCUACUAAUGUACUCAUUCGUCAAUGACAAGUUCAUGCCUCCUGAUGACCCUCUGGGUCGCCAUGGUCCCAGUCUAGAGAACUUCCUGAGGAAGAGACCAGUGAUCCCCGAGCACAAGAAGCAGCCCUGUCCCUAUGGGAAGAAGUGCACUUAUGGACACAAGUGUAAGUUCUACCACCCUGAGAGAGGCAGUCAGCCGCAGCGCUCCGUGGCGGACGAGCUCCGUGCCAGCGCCAGGAACUCCUCUUCCCCGCCCGUCUCCUCUUCCAAGAGCCUGGGCGGAGGCCUGAUGGUGAAAAGCCACAGCGUGCCCGGCAGCUCCGGGGCGGGCGUGCUCCUUGCCCCCCGCCGAGGCCAGCCGAAGAGGCAGUCCGACCCCGGCCUGCGCACCCACUCCUACAGCGACCUACUGGAUGAGCGUCUGGGCGGGAGGGCCAAACCGGACGCCCGCAGAGGGAGCAGCAGUAGUAGCAGUAGCUGUAGCAGCCUCCUGGCCUCUGGCGCCGGGGAUCUUCCUCCCAGCCACGGCUGCUCUCUGCCGGACUGGAGGGACCACAGCGCAUUGGGGCCAUUGGGGCUGGGUCACUCCGAGUCGUACCCCACCUGCGAGUCCCCCGAGCUGGACUUGAACUCCCUGAUGAGGGCCUACUCCAGCCUAAGCCUGCCUGUGCCGCGGAGCCCCGAGCGGCUGUUCCCGGCUGACCUGCGGACGGGCUCGCUGGCAUCGGACUGUAGCAGCGAGGACAGCCUGAGCUCUGACUCCUUCUCCCCCGACCCCCUGCUGGAGGAUGGCCUCAACUGCCGCCAUCACCAUCACGCCCCACACCACCCCCAUCACAGUCAACAUCACUGCACCAGCCGCUACCCAUAUCACCCCAACCACCCACACCCACCACCCGGUCUGAGCCAACAACACCAUGGGGGAUCCCAUCACGGCUACCAACUGGCUCAGAGCAUGGUGAGGCCUCAGGGCUUCAGCUUGGAGGAUCCUCCACCCUCUCUCCACCACUUCAAAGCCCAUCUCUCUUACCUUCCUCUCCAUCUUCAGCACCCAUCUGUAGGGAGCCACUACGGCUAUUCCAGCCAAUACACUCCCCAGGCUCCACCUCAGACAUCCAGCCCCCUAUCCCACGCACAUGGCUCUCCUCUGGGGCGUAACCUGGGAGGCUCCACCUGGCAGGACAACAAAGGCCUCCAGGAUUCCCGGUUCUUCGAGCGCUCCCCCGUCCACUCAAGGAGGACCUACUCGGGCCCAGAAACGGAGCAGCGAUUGGCCAGUUGGGACCCUCACAACCAGCAGCCUCCCCAACCUUGCUAUGAGCCAUUCACCAACCAGAGCUUGCCUGAGGGCCGCGAGAAACUCUGGCACUCACCCUGGCUGAGGGGGGUUCACUCAGGCCGUCUCCCCUCUGACUCCCAUACUCCACCUCUGCCUCCACCCGACCCCUCCACAGGCCCGCGGCAUCAGGAUUCACCCACUCUGGACAGAUAUCAGGACAUGAGGGAGAAGGUGUUUGUCAACCUGUGUAACAUCUUCCCCACAGAGCUGGUGAGGGUGGUGAUGGGGAAGAACCCCCACAUGAUGGAUGCGCAGCAGCUGGUGGCGGCCAUUCUGGCUGAGAAGUCCCAGGCUGGCUACUGAGUGUGGGCACUUCUUCAUACAGUAGUAUGGAGGAAAGAGGUGUCCUGCUCAACUCUAUGGUCCUCGCGGAAUGCUAUGAUGCAGGGAGAGAUGUUUUAAUGUACUUCAUCAAAUUAUAUUUUAAAAAGUGAUGUCUGAGCUUCUUUA
Esox lucius (northern pike) is the source of this 3596-nucleotide messenger RNA. Its product is annotated as probable ribonuclease ZC3H12C. Gene Ontology annotation, cellular component: nucleus; cytoplasmic ribonucleoprotein granule. Lineage: Eukaryota; Metazoa; Chordata; Actinopteri; Esociformes; Esocidae. Gene Ontology annotation, molecular function: mRNA binding; RNA endonuclease activity; metal ion binding. The transcript is spliced from 6 exons. The coding region runs from base 759 to 3449 and encodes 896 amino acids. The record is from RefSeq and is a predicted model, not a curated record.